Trichosporon asahii var. asahii CBS 2479 is the source of this 2427-nucleotide messenger RNA. RefSeq lists its product as uncharacterized. Bases 1 to 2427 code for a protein of 808 amino acids. The record is from RefSeq and is a predicted model, not a curated record. The transcript is spliced from 2 exons. Lineage: Eukaryota; Fungi; Basidiomycota; Tremellomycetes; Trichosporonales; Trichosporonaceae.
AUGGGUGAUGCCGGCAAUGAUCCGCACGCGACCGCUGCGACUGCUGGUUCGGACGCGAUACUGUCGAACGGGCAUGCCGAAUGUGCACCCACCGAUACGGCGAACGGCGUCAACGACUCCAACGGCGUCACACGACCAGACACCAGCGAGCCCAACGACGACGACACGCCCGACGACACGGCCGACUCGCCCGGGCAACAGACGUCGCUCCUCUCCCUCCCGCCCGAGCUCCUGGACGUUGUGCUAGCGCACGUCCCGCCGGCCCAGAAGCUGAGCACUGUACGGGCACUGAGCCUCGUGCUUCCGUACUCUGUCUCGAGACGGUGGAGGUGGGAACAUCUCGUGCUGACUAGUCCGAGGCAGUUUUACCCGCUCUACAAUGCGCUGGCGCGGGAGAAGGAGCGGAGGAUGAGGGAGGAGGAGAAUGGUGGCCAGCGAGGGGCGGGAAGAGGCGGUGAUGAGCUCGUGAGGACGCUUUGCGUUGAGUGUUGGAAGGGCGAUGUGGACAUGCUGAACAACCUCCAAACCCUCAUGCUCCACGUCGGGACGAACUUUGCCCCCGAGCACCUCGAGGAUAUGUUCGCCUCGCCGCGGCCGGACCUCUCGCGCCUCGAGCUGCGUUUCCGCCCCUACGUCGAAGAAGCAAACUACUACCAGUUCCUGAAGGGGUCGUACUUUGACAAGGCGCUGCACACUUUGCAGACGUGGCCCGAGACGCCAAGUUUCCGCUACCUGUCGCUAGUGCAGGACCUGCUGCCGCGGAAACACCUGCCUAUUCCACGAACCCGUGUCGCGAAACUCUCCGGAGCGCUCGACGGGAGCGAGGACCCCGACGCUCCUACGCCCACGCCCGAGGACAGCGAACUCGAGAGCGAUCUCGAGAAUCUGAGCCUCGGUCCAAGCGAGGAGGGCACGCCGGCGCUGACCCCCGCGCGCGGGACGCCGGGAACAGUGACGCCGCGCACGAUGAGUGGGGCGCAGACGCCGGCCGAUCCCCCCAAAGACCGCGGAUACACGGGCCAGGGCAUGUUCCCCUACCUUUCCCAGAAACUACAGCACGCCAAGCCCAAGACGUUCGCGCAGCCCAUCGUCUUCUUCGACGUGCGCUGCGUCGCCUUCCUCGGCUCGGCACCUGUUGCGAAACACCUCACGCAUUUCCGUCUCCGCGUGCCGUCGCGCGACAUUGCCUACGUCCUCGUGACCAAGCCCGAGCCCCUCGCGCCCGUCGCCUUCUCGACCAACACGCCGCCAGCGCCUGUGGCGAAUGGGGGCGCGCCCAUGUUCCCCGCAUUGACGUAUUUGGACAUUUCGACGACCAACGUGCGUCUCGAUGCCGUUCUCGCGACAUUGUUGCGGAACUAUGACCGACUCGAACAUCUCGUGCUGGACCGCACGAAUCUCUUCGGCUUCAGGAGCAAGGACAAGGGCGAGCUGAUGUCGCGCGAGCUGGGCGGGCUCUGCGUGACCGUCUGCCUGCAGCGGGCGAAAGAGAGGGAGAAAGCCCUCGCGGCAUGGGACACGCGGAUGCGCACGGCCGCAUACCUGCGCGAGCAGAGACAGCAGGAGGCGCAGCGCAACGCGGCCUCCGUCCGAGGGCUCAGCGCCGCCGAGCGCGCGGAACUGGACCUGCGCCGCGCCGAGGAGGAAGAGGCAGCAAGACAAGCAGAGUACGCGCGCCACCGGCGCGGCCACCGCUCAGCCGGCCAAAGUACCAUUUCGCUCCGCACAAACUCGCGUAGGAACCAGGCCCUCCUGGCCGCUUCUGGGGGCGUGAAUCCAGCCGACCUACCCCCUUCCAACCGCGCGUACUUUGUCCUGCCCGCGCUCCCCCGCCUCCGCUCAGUGAACAUCGGCGGAGAAGCCGUGGGCAUCUCGAAAUUCUACGACCUCAACAUCUGGCGCCACGCCUUCCGCGAGGGAUGGGUUGAGAGCGUGCAGCGUAACCUGGGCUGGGCCAAGAAUGCCACUGAGAAGUACGUCCGCGCACGCAAGAAGAUUGCAGAGUGGCAGGCGUAUACGGGCUCCCUCCACCAAAGUCGGGGGAAGAAGAAGCCCGGAGGCGCAAAGACACAGCCGCCCCUCGACGUACGGCUGUUCCGAUACCCCCUGCCCGGGGAGACUACUCCGCCCCCCACACACGCCGGCGAAGAGGAAGAGGAAGAGGACAAGGCCCUGGCGGGCCUCAUUGAGGUCGACGAAGCAGGCGCGCUCGAGUAUCUCGCAACGUACAAGGAUUAUCUCGGCGACUGCGAGCGCGUCGGUGGAUUUCCCUGCGUCUUCUGCCUCACGCCCGAUUGUGAGGGUCCCUACCGAAGGGGCGGGGAGGGGGAACGCGUCGACGGGCGCGGGGGCAUGGACGCGCCGCAUGAGCCUGGGUGUGGACAUUUGCUCGGCCGCAGGAUCUGGGGCUGGGAGGGUGUCGAGUAG